Messenger RNA from Peronospora matthiolae, 558 nucleotides. NCBI's taxonomy places the organism in Eukaryota, Oomycota, Peronosporomycetes, Peronosporales, Peronosporaceae. The record is from the annotation of a GenBank genome assembly.
AUGCGAUGCGCGAGCAAGGCCGCCGAGAGCGCGUCCGCACGUCUCUGUGCGGACGCCGAAGCAGAAACCACAGCAACUGAUGUCUCAUCGGUUGCUGAAGCGACUCAGCCUGUGUCACUUGGUGAUGCAGGCGCUGGUCAUGAAGACACUCAUGUCUUCACAGAGUAUGAGCUCGGAGUCUCAUACUCUCCUGAUACGGAAGACGGAUCCGUAUCGACGGCGAUCGAAUCCGAUCCAAGCGUGGCAUGGAUGAUGCUAUGUGUCGCAGCAUCUUUGGUUCAUCUGAUGAAUCAGAUGAACCAUCGCCGAAGCGAAGGCGCUCGAGGUGCCAGUCCUUCUGUCGGCACGUCGCAGGAAGAGCGGGACCGCAAUGUCUUGCGUCUCACUCCUGAGAAGAAGGCAUGGAUGCCUCCUAAAUCUGUCAUGGAUCACUUGUCGGCGACGACGAGUGAUCGUCAUAGAACACGAUUGUUCGAUUCGUCAAGGAUCUAUCACCUUGACCCCAGCGCGAAAAACUAUCGCGCUGAGAAUGAAUUCUUCAUCGAUGCUUUCUUUUGA